UUCUGUCUGUCAUACUAAUAGGCGCGGCCAUGUUGGUCUGUGGUGAAUAAAAUCGAGAUAAUUUGCUUUUAGAGAAUUAAAAUUGACACAAUAUGCCCAAAUGCGACCUCAAGACCAGAUACAUCCCCGCGACAUUCGCCUGGACACUACUUUUGGGAACGACUUCUCUGUUUUUUUAUUUUCCAUGCCAGUAUUAUCUCCACCGACACCCAUGGGUACCUGCAUACCAAGGUGUCAUAACCUUUUUUGUUUUGGCCAAUUUUACACUGGCCACUUUCAUGGACCCGGGUGUGAUACCAAAAGCUCCACCUGACGAGGACCGCGAGGACGACUUCCGCGCGCCGCUGUACCGCAGCGUGGAGAUCAACGGCAUCACCGUGCGAAUGAAGUGGUGCGUCACCUGCAAGUUCUAUCGACCGCCGCGCUGCUCGCAUUGCUCCGUAUGCAACCAUUGCAUAGAGACAUUUGACCACCACUGUCCGUGGGUGAACAACUGCAUCGGACGGCGGAAUUAUCGAUUCUUCUUUUUCUUUCUAAUCUCGCUCUCGAUACACAUGCUCAGCAUAUUCGGCUUCAGCCUGUACUUCGUUAUGUAUAACAAGAACCUCACGCAGGUUGAGCCUAUCGUCUCUAUGGUGAUAAUGGGUGUAAUAGUUCUAUUAGCUAUUCCCAUCUUCGGUCUGACGGGGUUCCAUAUGGUGCUGGUGUCGCGCGGUCGCACCACCAACGAGCAGGUGACGGGCAAGUUCACCGGCGGGUACAACCCUUUCUCUAAGGGUUGUUGGUAUAAUUGCUGUUAUACGCAGUUCGGACCACAAUAUCCUAGUCUGGUCCGUCCUUCGAAGUACAUCUACAAGGGCGGCAAGAAGCGUCGCGAGCCGGGCAUGGUGGGCCAGUCGGCGUCCGCUAUCUCAACCAUAGCGACCGACACGCACCAGGUAAAGACGUACACGGCGGACAACGGCAGUGCGCACCGGGCCCUCGGCGCGCACGCGCACUACAACAAGCUGUCGCCGGGGCGCGAGGAGCACGAGGCUGAGGGUGAGCUGGAAGGCCCGGGCGCGUCUCAGAGCGCGGACUGCGAGCCGACGCCGCCGCCGCUGCAGCGCCGCGGCUCGGCCGCCAACUUGUUCCCUCCGCCGGAGAGACAGCCGCGCGCGCACCACUACCCGCGCCUUAGCCCGCUGCCCAGGAACACCGGUCACGGCACGACGACGUCCGGUUACCGGGUGGUGAUGGAGCCGCUGCGGUACGAGACGGGGGCGAACGGCGCGCGGCCCUCGCCCACAAUGCAGCAGCGCAUCAAGGCGCUCGGUGUGCCCACGCCGCUCGCGCUCAGCAGCCCCGUGCGCAGGUAACACCUCACACGCCUCACACGCCUCACAUGCCUCACACACCUCAUAUGUCACACACCACACACAUGCCGCCUCAUACAUGCCCGACAAGCCUCACUUGAUUCUCACGUUCGUCAUACGUACCUCACACAUGCCUCAUACGUGCCUCAAUACUCUAACGCACGCUGAAUUGUAAUACAUGGAAAAAACACAAUAUAUGUCAAGUACCAGAAUGCUGAUAUCAAUUUUCUUG
Messenger RNA from Papilio polytes (common Mormon), 1587 nucleotides. RefSeq names its product palmitoyltransferase ZDHHC5 (gene Zdhhc8). Gene Ontology annotation, molecular function: palmitoyltransferase activity. Gene Ontology annotation, biological process: protein palmitoylation. The transcript has 8 exons. Bases 93 to 1358 code for a protein of 421 amino acids. The record is from RefSeq and is a predicted model, not a curated record. NCBI's taxonomy places the organism in Eukaryota, Metazoa, Arthropoda, Insecta, Lepidoptera, Papilionidae.